Messenger RNA from Cynocephalus volans (Philippine flying lemur), 2418 nucleotides. It is a transcript of the gene ACE2, whose product is annotated as angiotensin converting enzyme 2. Gene Ontology annotation, biological process: proteolysis. Gene Ontology annotation, molecular function: metallopeptidase activity; peptidyl-dipeptidase activity. Gene Ontology annotation, cellular component: plasma membrane. NCBI's taxonomy places the organism in Eukaryota, Metazoa, Chordata, Mammalia, Dermoptera, Cynocephalidae. The transcript has 18 exons. The coding region runs from base 1 to 2418 and encodes 805 amino acids. The record is from RefSeq and is a predicted model, not a curated record.
AUGUCAGGCUGCUUCUGGCUCCUUCUCAGCCUUAUUUCUGUAACUGCUGCUCAAUUUACCGUUGAGGAACUGGCCAAGACAUUUCUGGACAAGUUUAACCAUGAAGCUGAAGACCUGUUUUAUGAAAGCUCUCUUGCUUCUUGGGAUUAUAACACCAAUAUUACCGAAGAGAAUGUCCAAAAGAUGGAUGCUGCUGGAGCCAAAUGGUCUGCCUUUUAUGAAGAACAGUCCAAACUUGCCAAAAAUUAUUCACUAGAAGAAAUUCAGAAUCUCACAGUCAAGCUUCAGUUGCAGGCCCUUCAGCAGAGUGGGUCUUCAGCGCUCUCAGCAGACAAAAGCAGACAGUUGAACACAAUUCUAAAUGCAAUGAGCACCAUCUACAGUACUGGAAAAGUUUGCAACCCAAAUAACCCACAGGAGUGCUUAUUACUUGAACCAGGUUUGGAUAACAUAAUGGCAAAGAGUACAGACUACAAUGAGAGGCUCUGGGCUUGGGAAGGCUGGAGGUCUGAGGUCGGCAAGCAGCUGAGGCCAUUAUAUGAAGAGUAUGUAGUCCUGAAAAAUGAGAUGGCAAGAGCGAACGAUUAUGAGGACUACGGGGAUUAUUGGAGAGGAGAUUAUGAAGCAGAGGGAGAAGAUGGCUAUAAUUAUACCCGCAACCAGCUGAUUAAAGAUGUGGAAAGCACCUUUGAGGAGAUUAAACCAUUAUAUGAACAGCUUCAUGCCUAUGUGAGGGCAAAGCUGAUGGAUGCCUACCCUUCCUAUAUCAGUCCGACUGGAUGCCUCCCUGCUCAUUUGCUUGGUGAUAUGUGGGGUAGAUUUUGGACAAAUCUGUACUCUCUGACAGUUCCCUAUGGACAGAAACCAAACAUAGAUGUUACUGAUGCAAUGCUGAACCAGUCCUGGGAUGCAGAGAGGAUAUUCAAGGAGGCUGAGAAGUUCUUUGUGUCUGUUGGCCUUUUUAAUAUGACUCAAGGAUUCUGGGAAAACUCCAUGCUAACUAAUCCAGAAGAUGGCCGGAAAGUGGUCUGCCACCCCACAGCCUGGGACCUGGGGAAGGGAGACUUCAGAAUUAAAAUGUGCACAACGGUGACAAUGGACGACUUCCUGACAGCCCAUCAUGAAAUGGGACACAUCCAAUAUUACAUGGCAUAUGCCACACAACCUUUUCUGCUAAGAGAUGGAGCUAAUGAAGGGUUCCAUGAAGCUGUUGGGGAAAUCAUGUCACUUUCUGCAGCUACACCUAAGCAUUUGAAAUCCAUUGGUCUUCUGCCACCUGAUUUUCAUGAAGACAAUGAAACAGAAAUAAACUUCCUACUCAAACAAGCACUCACGAUUGUUGGAACUCUACCAUUUACUUACAUGUUAGAGAAGUGGAGGUGGAUGGUCUUCAAGGGUGAAAUUCCCAAAGAGCAGUGGAUGAAAAAGUGGUGGGAGAUGAAGCGAGAGAUAGUCGGAGUGGUGGAACCUCUGCCCCAUGAUGAAACGUACUGUGACUCUGCGUCUCUGUUCCAUGUUGCUAAUGAUUACUCAUUCAUCCGAUAUUACACAAGGACCAUUUAUCAAUUCCAGUUUCAAGAAGCCCUUUGUCAAGCAGCUAACCAUGAAGGCCCCCUGUACAAAUGUGACAUCUCAAAUUCUACCGAAGCUGGGCAGAAGCUACUCCAUAUGCUGAGCCUUGGAAAAUCAGAACCUUGGACCUUGGCACUGGAACGUGUUGUAGGAACAAAGAAUAUGGAUGUAAGACCAUUGCUCAACUACUUUGAGCCCUUGUUUAUCUGGCUGAAAGACCAGAACAGGAAUUCUUUUGUGGGGUGGAACACUGACUGGAGUCCAUAUGCUGACCAAAACAUCAAAGUGAGGAUAAGCCUAAAAUCAGCUCUUGGAGAAAACGCAUACGAAUGGAAUGACAAUGAAAUGUACUUGUUCCGGUCAUCUGUUGCAUAUGCCAUGAGAAAGUAUUUUUCAAAAGUCAAAAACCAGACGAUUCCUUUUGGGGAGGGGGAUGUAUGGGUGAGUGAUUUGAAACCAAGAAUCUCGUUCAACUUCUUUGUCACUGCACCUGAAAACGUGUCUGACAUCAUUCCUAGAACUGAAGUUGAAAACGCCAUCAGGAUGUCCCGGAGCCGUAUCAAUGAUGCUUUCCGCCUGGAUGACAACACCCUGGAGUUUCUGGGGAUUCAGCCGACACUUGGACCUGCUUACCAGCCGCCUGUCACCACAUGGCUGAUUGUUUUUGGAGUAGUGAUGGGACUGGUAGUGGUUGGCAUUGUCUUCCUGAUCUUCACUGGGAUCAGAGAUCGAAGGAAGAAUAAACAAACAAGAAAUGAAGAAAAUCCUUAUGCCUCCACGAACGUUAGUGAAGGAGAAAAUAAUCCAGGUUUCCAGAACAGUGAUGAUAUUCAGACUUCAUUUUAG